Penaeus chinensis is the source of this 2468-nucleotide messenger RNA. Its product is annotated as serine/arginine repetitive matrix protein 1-like. NCBI's taxonomy places the organism in Eukaryota, Metazoa, Arthropoda, Malacostraca, Decapoda, Penaeidae. The transcript is spliced from 5 exons. The coding region runs from base 163 to 2271 and encodes 702 amino acids. The record is from RefSeq and is a predicted model, not a curated record.
AAAACCCUCCGAAAACAAGUCGAACGAAGGAGAGAAAAAGGGAGAAAAACCGAUAAAAAACGAGAGAAAUAGAAGUGAAGCGAUUACUUUCCAACUUAAAAAGGCGUCAGGAACGUUUCCUUUAGUAUUUCCAAGCGUUUUGAUAAGUGAUUGAUGUGAAAUAUGGCUUCGUUGGAGAGCAAAAGGUUAGCUCCUCUCGUGCUUAGGAUAAGGAAACCAGUUUCCUAUCAGAUGGACCUAGAUGAAGGUAUUGAUGACGAUUUUGCAGACUUCACACCACCAUCAAAGAAAAGCAAAAUUGAUAAAGAAGGGAGUGAGGAUUAUCAGAAGGAAAAGAACAAAGACUCCAGUAAGAAGGAGAAGAGAGAGAGCAGAGAGGAGAGAGAGAGAAGACACAAGGAGAGGAAGGACAAGAAGAAGGAUAAGCACAGGGACAGGAGCAGAGAAAGAGAGAAAAACAAAGACAGGCACGAGAGCAGCAAGGAGCGCCGUGAAUCCCGCGAAAGAAGUAAAGAGAGACACAGUAGUAAAGAGAAGGAUAAAAGUAGGGACAAGCACAGAGACAGAGCGAGGAGAAAGGAUUCGGAAGAGAGGAGCGGCAGAGAGAGGCGAAGUUCCAAGGAAGAUGGAGAGGGAAAGAGAAAGGAAGAGAAAGAUGGAGCCGAGUCCACAGAGAAAGGAAGCAGUGACAAGAAAGAUCGGUUGCCUAGUGCUCCAAACCAGGACAGUGUUCCCAUGACGUCGACUCAGAACUCUCCGCGAAGAAUAAACCCUAAACCUAGAUUGACUUUGGAAGAAAAAAUAUUCCAGAGGGAACUGGAAGCUGCUCUUGCAAUUUCAAAAAUAGAAACUGUAGGAAGUCCUCCAUCAGAAGAAAAACCACAACAAGCUGAUAAACCACAAGAGGACAAUCAAACCAAGCAGAAUGAAGACAAAACUGAAACUACACCAUCUGAGCAUAGUUCUAUCUUGCCCACUGCAGUCACAGCCAAAGAGAACCACAGUCUUCCCGUAGAAGAGAACACAGAUAGCGAAAUCAAGAAAGAAGACGUGAUCAUUGCUGAAGAGAGGGGGCCGUCACCAAGCACUGAAACAGAUGCCAAGCAAGAUCAGGCAUCUGCGGCACCAGAGGAUUCAAAUUCCUCGGCAGCACCAAAGGAGGAGGAACCAAAGCUUACGAAGUCAAGCCAAGAAGAACCAGAACCUGCAAAGUCUAACAAAGAGGCAGAGUCAGUGCCUACAAAGUCUAACAAAGAGGCAGAGUCAGUGCCUCCAAAGUUUAACAAAGAGGCAGAGUCAGUGCCUACAAAGUUUAACAAAGAGGCAGAGUCAGUGCCUACAAAGUCUAACAAAGAGGCAGAGUCAGUGCCUACAAAGUCUAACAAAGAGGCAGAAUCAGUGCCUACAAAGUCUAACAAAGAGGCAGAGUCAGUCCCUACCAAGGCCAGUGUAGAGGCGGUGCAAAAGUCUACGAAGUCCAGGAAAGCAGCAGAGCCAAAACCUGCGAAGUCCUAUAAAGAAGAGGAGCCAAUGCCUGGAACAUCCUGGGGCCUUACUAGCAAAAGACCAAGAAAAACUGUUGUCUUUAAGGAAGAUAGCGAUUCAGACAGCUUUGAUGGCUUUGACGAUGCUGAAGCCUCAGAUUUCUCGGAGGAAAGCGACUUUGCCCCAAGCCCAAAGAAGAAGGCCAAGAAGGGAAAAGAGAAGAAAGAAAAGCCACCUAAGAAAAAGGCGUCUAAACCAUCGACCAACACAAAAGCCAAAGACAGAAAUCCUCCUCCGGAACCCUCUCUCCCUAAAACACUGCCAGCUGCUAAAAGUUCACCACCCAAAACUAAAGCUACGGACAGAGUUCCUUCCGUGGUGUCCUCCCUUCCAAAAAUGCCAGCAGCAGCAGCAGCAACAGUUUCCUCCGCCAAGAGAACGCCAGUUUCUGAAACCAAAGAAAACACGGCACCUCGGAUACAACCUCCAGCUGUGUCAAAGGCUAAAUCUAGUAUACCUCCUAACAGAACUGUUAAUAAUGCUAGUAAAGUAAAAGUUUCACAAACAACAGCUUCCAGAGAGACAGCUAGUUCUUCACCCAGCUCAGGAGGUAUUACAAAAUCUGCGGGACUUGCUAGAUCACAGUUCAAAAGUCCGGUACUUAAUGGCCCAGGGAUUUCGUCAGGAAACUCACCCACCUCGGGAAGACCCAUUGGUUUGCGUCUCGGCCUCUCUAGGAGGGCGAAUUUCAAGCCUUUACACCCAAACAUGUCUGCAAAGGAUUAAGGAAGAUUAUCAAAUUGAUGCUCUUUUAAAUGUACAUCUAAUUCUAUAUAUUUUUUAUUGUGAAAGUAUGAGGUUUAUAGUGUAAAUAUAUUUGUGACCUUUCUAUAUAAUUGUAAGAUAUUGCUCUUGUUAUUGCUUUCUCUGUAGGAAGUGAGAUAUAUUUGCUAAUUUAUGUAAAUAUACCUUAUUUAAAAUUC